CUUUCUGCCAGAACACUCACAACUCGCCUCAACUUCGAUCUUGAUCCUCAUCCUCCACUGACGCAAACGCAAACGCAAACGCGAGCGCGAGCGCGAGUCCCCGUGCUGUGAUCCCUACGCUCACGCAGACUUGCGUGAUUGCCUCCUUGACAACAUGCCGAAGCGCCCUCGAACUACGGACAGUGCGGCCUCCUCCUCUUCCACUUCGCGCUCCCACUCCUUCUUAUCCAGAAGACCUGCGACGAGCACCAGCACUUCCAACAUCCCACCCGCUGCCACGAUGGCAUCCACGCUGUCGGGCGGAAGCUCAACGAUGAUCUAUCAGCCUAAUGUGACUUGCAUCGAGGAUGCUCACGCUGCUCACCACAGGCAGAGCAGAACAUCCGAUGUCAGUCAUUCUCGGUCCGCCUCCUCCACCUCUUCCACCUCGCCCAACUCCACCACUCGAUUCUCCAAAGCUAGUCGAUUCGUUCAUGGUCUGCAGACUUUUGUCGGUGGACUGGCGAUGAGUCAACCUCGCUUCGGUUCCGCGUCUGCCCAUCCAUCAUCUCAGACAUCCAUCUUAUCUUCCAACGUGUCAGGCGCAGCUUCCUCAGCAGCUUCAUCGCCAAGUACGAGCGCGUCUGGACCGUCAAGCGUCAUUUCCAACGAAAAUGCACAUCAGCUUGGCCUCGCACCGCCGCUUCAACCGCAUCAAAAGGCUGCUGCGUUGUACCACCAAGAAGAUGUCCACAAGGCUCCAGCUGGCGUCUCACCGGGAUGGCACGUCGGUGGAGUGGAGAAUGGUAUGCAAGCAUGGGCUGCGACGCCGCUCAAGGACGACGAUGGAUGGUCUCCCUUGCAAAGUCUCAUGGCUCAGAGAGCGGCCGAGCAAGCUGUUUACGAAGCAGCAGCAGCUGGACAUUCUGCGUCUCAUGAAGGUCAAGCGAUGGGUGCGCACCACAAUGAAACCAUCUUGGAAGAGACGCCGCGCACAAGCAUGAGUGUGGAUGAUGCGGACUGGAGAUUGCACGCGCGAAGCGAUAGCCACAGUCAUCUCAACACUUUGCCGCCUCUACGCAAUCUUGGAGCCAGCGCUGCUGCUUGCGCUGCCGGCAGCUCGGCUCACGCACAGGCUGGUCGCGCUCAGCCCGAAGAAGGUCACGCAGCUUUAGUCAGCCCAGCACCUUUGCUUCAGCACGCCCAGGACAUGGAGCGCGAGGCAUCUAUGAGAUCCUUCGCCACAGACUCUAGCAACGAUAGCGUUGCGAUCGAGGGCGAGUACAUUCGAAAGGCUUGCCAGAAUGCCAAUCAAGCAUCCAAGCAUCCCCAACAGCAACAACACGCACAGCAGACGCGGCCGCAUGCAGUCGCGCAUCAUCAGCAGCAGCAGCAGCACCGCUGGCCGGUCGCUAGCCGACCAGCUCCGCCUCCACCCAUUGCACCGACUUCACCGUCCCACUCCCAGACGCCCUUUUCUCCCGUUUUUCAACAGCGACCCCAGUACUCGUUGGAGGAUUUCGAGAUGCUCGAGACGCUCGGAACGGGCACCUUUGGGCGCGUCAUGCUCGUUCGGCUUCGACACGCUCAUCCUAGCCGACCUGAAGCCUACUUUGCCAUGAAAGUGCUGGCCAAGACGGAAGUGGUGCGGUUGAAGCAGGUGGAGCACAUCAUCUCGGAACGAGCCAUCCUGAGCCAAGUGGACCAUCCGUUCGUGGUCAACUUGUUCUGCACCUUUCAAGAUUCGAAGAAUUGCUACAUGCUCAUGGAGUACGUCAUUGGUGGCGAAAUCUUUUCGCACUUGCGAAGAGCUGGCAAAUUCUCUCCCGACGUGACUAGAUUCUACAUUGCUACGCUCGUGCUCGCCAUCGAUCAUCUUCACCAACAAAAGAUCAUCUACCGCGAUCUUAAACCGGAAAAUUUGUUGCUGGACUCGCGCGGAUACACCAAGAUCACCGACUUUGGCUUUGCGAAGCGCGUCGAUGGGAGGACAUGGACGCUGUGCGGCACGCCCGAGUACCUUGCUCCAGAGAUUAUCGAGAGCAAAGGGCACAGCGCAGCUGUGGACUGGUGGGCUCUGGGCAUUCUCAUGUACGAGAUGCUAGCCGGAUUCCCGCCCUUUUUCGAUAAUCAUCCGUUUGGGACGUACGAAAAGAUUCUGAAAGCGCCGCUCGUCUUUCCCUCGCACAUCGAUGCGGUGUCUCGCGAUCUGAUUCGGCAAUUGCUGAAUCGGGAUGUAUCGAAGCGGCUGGGGAAUCUGCGAGGAGGCGCAGAGGAUGUCAAGAACCACUUUUGGUUCCACGGAGUGGACUGGAGUGCGCUCGAGGCGGGCCAGCUGCAAGCUCCCAUCAUACCUAGGAGGAGCAAGGUGGGGUCUACGGAAAAUUUCAGCAAGUACCCGCCGCCCAAUCCGGACUCUAUGCCGGGCCUUCGAGGCAAGGAAGCCGAUAAGGCCGACCUUGCCAAGGAUCCUUUGGCGCACCUCUUUACCGCCUUUUGAAAAUGCUGCCUUUUGCUCCGACCCGCGCGCGCGCUCCUCCUAGGAUUACUCGAAAUGUACAUUGCAUCGACCUACUUCCGCCCGGACGGAGAGGGGCGACCAUUGCGCGCUGCCCAUCCGUUUCAGAUCAGAGUUCCCCCCCCACAAUGGCGCGCGUCACUUUUCUCUAUACACACACACACUCUCUCUCUUGCCUUUUUUCUUUGGAAGACUUCUUACACGCGCCUCACACGAACUCCUGACCCGUCUCGCAUCUUGUGUUGUAGAAUCUAGUCGCGCAUUCAUGGAUCCGCAAAAGGCCGAGGGUGCGAUCGCGUGUUUGCAUUUCCUUUAGCAUGCCAGAGAAGCCCGGAGGAGA
This is a messenger RNA of Ceraceosorus guamensis, 2837 nucleotides long. Its product is annotated as kinase-like protein. Gene Ontology annotation, molecular function: cAMP-dependent protein kinase activity; ATP binding. The record is from RefSeq and is a predicted model, not a curated record. Lineage: Eukaryota; Fungi; Basidiomycota; Exobasidiomycetes; Ceraceosorales; Ceraceosoraceae. Gene Ontology annotation, cellular component: nucleus; cAMP-dependent protein kinase complex. The transcript has a single exon. Bases 155 to 2479 code for a protein of 774 amino acids. Gene Ontology annotation, biological process: peptidyl-serine phosphorylation.